Messenger RNA from Hemibagrus wyckioides, 5028 nucleotides. Its product is annotated as glycoprotein endo-alpha-1,2-mannosidase-like protein. The transcript is spliced from 4 exons. Lineage: Eukaryota; Metazoa; Chordata; Actinopteri; Siluriformes; Bagridae. Gene Ontology annotation, cellular component: Golgi apparatus. Bases 573 to 1895 code for a protein of 440 amino acids. The record is from RefSeq and is a predicted model, not a curated record. Gene Ontology annotation, molecular function: alpha-mannosidase activity.
GAAUAUGCAGCGACAGUGAAAUGAUGUCCAACUGCUAGUGCUGGCAGACUGCUCGGAUAAUAUACUGGGUGGGAAAGCUCUGUAUACACAGCCGUUACGCCUCUGUGGUUCAGCUUUGUCAUUUAUGGUGAUCGUUUCUGUGCAGCCAGCACAACACCUUCAUUGGAGUGCAGGUUUUACCGGAUAUGGGACUAAAGUGUGGAGACACAACCUUUGAAAUUGUGCUUUGGCUUUAAUACUCAUCAGAGACCAUCACAGUUUAGGUGUUUAUUUUUCUUUCUCAUAUUGAGCUGUUUUGCCUGUGGAAGUAGCCAUCAGAGUAUUAGCCUCAAGUAUGGAUCAGCAGUAACGCAAUCUUUGAACUAUACUCCGCAACCAUGUAGAGGUUUUCAUUAUGCAGUUCUGUUGUGUCCACAGAUAGCCUAAUGCCCAUGUUAAAGUGCUGUUCGGCUGAGCAAGUUUCAUCACGCUGAUGAGGUCGUUUGUGUUCAUUUACGCGUAGUUAUCGCCCUCGGAAUAAACUGUCGCCUGCUCAUUUUCUGAUUUUCUUUUCACGUGCUUUUUCUGAAAACAUGGCUCGACUACGGAGAAGAUCUUGCGUUCUUCUUAUUCUCUUCGCGCUCUUCGUGCUUGGGACUCUGAUGGGAUUAAGGACUCUGAAGCCGAGUGAUGGCUUCUCGGAUCUGGACGUUUUGCCCAUCAAGGGGGCGAAAGUUGACAGGCACGUCGUUGUCAGCGAUGUCCUGUCAUCGGCCGGUCAGGAACGCGUUGUAGCAAGUAACGCAAAACCAGCCGGCUCAAACCCAACCACUGACAGAGGUGUAUCCUACGACGUCCAUAUAUUUUACUACACCUGGUAUGGGAACCCGCAGACGGAUGAGAGAUACUUGCAUUGGGACCAUGUUCUGGUGCCACACUGGGACCCUAAAAUCGCUGCCAGUUAUCCGAGAGGAAGGCAUGUUCCCCCUGAAGACAUCGGCUCGAGUUUUUAUCCUGAACUGGGGCCGUAUAGCUCCAGGGAUCCGGAAGUGCUGGAGUCUCACAUGGAGCAAAUUAGCACGGCAGGGGCAGGUGUGGUGGUGCUGUCCUGGUAUCCUCUGGGUUUGGCUGAUGAUCAUGGGGAGCCUUCUGAAGAUUUGGUACCAUGGAUCCUGGAUGCUGCACUAAGGCACAAUUUAAAAGUGGCGUUUCAUAUCCAGGCCUAUAAAGGAAGGACUGAUCAUAGCUUACACAACAACGUCAAAUACAUCAUCGACAGGUAUGGAGAUCAUGGGGCUUUUUACCGCUUCAGCAUCAGCAAUGGGAAAGUGCUGCCUCUUUUCUAUAUCUAUGACUCUUACCUGACUCCUACUGAGGCUUGGGCAGAGCUACUAACCUCCACAGGCUCUCACAGUCUGCGUGGAACCCAAUACGAUGGUGUCUUCAUUGCACUCAUUGUGGAUGAGAAACACAAGCAUGACAUCCUUGCCGGAGGAUUUGAUGGGAUGUAUACAUAUUUUGCAUCCAACGGAUUCUCCUAUGGCUCUUCUCAUCAAAACUGGAAGGGCCUCAAGACCUUUUGUGAUGGCAACAAUCUGCUCUUUGUGCCAAGUGUGGGCCCUGGCUACAUUGACACCAGUAUACGGCCCUGGAACAACCACAACACUCGCAACAGAGUGAACGGCAGAUAUUAUGAAACUGGUCUACAAGCAGCAUUGACCGUGAGGCCUGAGAUAGUUUCCAUCACUUCCUUCAACGAGUGGCACGAGGGCACACAGAUUGAGAGGGCGGUACCUAAAAAGACCAUCAGGCGGGUGUACCUGGACUACCAGCCGCACGAGCCCGAUCUCUAUCUAGAACUAACCAGGACAUGGGUUGAGCAGUUUCGUAAAGAGAAAGAGCGAUGGCUUGUUUGACAUGGAUUUGUUUGAAAUAGUUUGGAACAGACCUUUUGUUUUGGUGUAGGAUGCUGUAUAUAGGCAUGAUAAAUAAGAAACUUCAAAACAUUUUUACCAGUCACAUAAGCCCAGUUAGCUCAUCUUUAGUAACUACAUUUCCCAGUAACCCUUAUGAUGAAAAGAAUGGCAUGGCAAGUUUCAAAAGUGUACCAUCUACCUGUUACAGCCCAGAGAUCUUUAAAAGAAAUAAUCUUAUUCCAGAAUGUUACAUAUAUUAUCAUUACAUGUGCUGAACCUAUGUGACCCAGAAAAGAAUGCCUUGAUGGUCUUUCAUACACUGAAUGAAUAACAUUGAUCUGCACAAAAAAAUGAAUUCAAAGCUCACAAUUCAAGAACAUUUUAUUUAUGAGCUUAUUACUAAACAGCUAUUUUAUUAGCUGUUUAUUUGCAGGAGGAUUUGUUGCAUUUAGCAAAAUGUAAGGACAGACAGGGAACAAAAAUCAGCCCUUUAAAUUUGCUUUAUAUUGGCCAUCUACAUUUGUCCAGAACACUGACUCACUGUGUAAGAACUGUACACCUGCUCAUUUAUGCAGUCAGACAACCAUGUGGCAGAAACACAAUGCAAAAAAAUAGCACAGGCACAGGUCAAAAGCUCCGGUUUAUGUUCACAUUAAAUAUUGGAAUGAAGAAAAAGUGGCAUGGUUUUUGGUGCUAGAUGGGCUGGUUUGAGUAUUUCAGAAAUGGUUGAUCUGGUAUUUUCACACACAACAGUCUAUAGUUUAAACAGAAUUGUGAAAAAAAAUAAAAUAAUACAAAGUUCUGUGGAAAUGCCUUGUUGAUAAGAGAGGUCAGAGAAAAGUGCUUAAAACUUCUGAAAUCACAUUUUCUUCUUCAUUCAUUUUUGCUGUGAACAUUAACUAAAGAUUUUGAGCUCUAUCUGUAAGAUUGUUUUUUGCAUUGUAGUGCUGCCAAACAAAACAAAAUCUGACUAGAUAACUGCAUGAGCGUGAAGUGUAUUUAGAUCAUUUUUGUAUACUUCAGUAAUGCCUUUAAUAAAGCAUUAAUGUGAUUGGUAAACACUUUCUUCUGACUGCCAAAUGAUUUUAAAGACACAAAAAGUUAGCAAUACAACCAGAAAUUCAGAAAGACCCACCAAAAUAUUUGGUGUACCAAUAAGCAGUAUGUGUGUGUUGUUUGUAGUAAAGUGCAGAGCAAAGCCAUGGAGGUGCUACAAAUUUCACUGUAGUAUCAAAGGUUCAUGAGAAUUCCUUUGAACAGCUAAUCAUCUUUGCUAGCAGAAAAGUAACUUGAUAUAGUUUAGUCAGUGACGGGCCGCCAGGGCCAGCAAGGCCUUCUCUGCUGGCCUAAACAGCAGUGAUCUGAAUCACUGACUUUAAUAUAUUUUUCCAUGAAUUUGUAUUAAAUUAUUCCCAAUAGUCUAUUCUCUACAUUUCAUAGCUCUUGGUUGCGCUGCUUCCAGUAGUGUAUAUUUAUGAUGAGAGUUUUUACAGUUUUUCAUAUUUCAGCCAGUGGCUGACAUCAUGUGUUACCAGGGUGAAACAAAUCUGCCUUAAUGCCUUCAGAAUCUAUAGUGCAGGUGCCCGUAGCUUAAAAUAAGUGGCAAUGAAAUUGUUACAUUAACCAAUCAGAUUUCGAGUUUGCGUAACUGGGGCCAUCUAGCAGGCAUACGAUUAUGUCAGCAAUUUCCCGUCCUUUGACUGGAUAAUUGGAGUAGUCAGAGGCAGGGAACUGCACAAACUAAGUAAAAUAUACACUACUCACAAAAAGUUAAGGAUAUUCGGCUUUCAGAUGAAAUUUCAGGAUGCACCUAAAAUGCACUAUAACCUUUACAGGUGAACUUAAUUUGACCUUCUCUACACUUUUGAAUGCACAUGUCCAACUGUUCAGUGUUUCAGUACUUUUUGCAUAACUUGCUGUUCUUUAACAAGGUGCUUAAUGGCAAAAUUCACAACUGGUGUUUGAUCCAUGAAUCAACCAAUAAAUUUUCUGGUUCAAUUAGAAUUGAUAUUUAAACAGUUCUCUUCAUCAUGCUGUUCACAUUUUGACAUCAUGAGACCAAGACCACACCUAACAACUGAUCAACAGUACCUCGCCAUUGCAAGGCUUCAAACAGGAUGUUCUCGGAGGGAAGUGGCCACUGAGCUUAGAGUGUCACAGAGUGUCAUCAGCAGGUUGCGACAGAGAUACAGAGAGACUGGAAGAGUCACAGAAAGGUAUAGAAGUGGACGUCCUUUGGCCACAUCCCACGUUGAUGGCUGCUUCAUUGUGAGCAGUGCCCUGCGGAACCGGAUGAUGAAUGCCACUCAACUCCAGGCACAUUUAAGGGAGGUGAGAGGCACCCAAGAGUUACGUCAGAUCAUUCAAAACCAUUUACAUCAGCGUGGUCUGCGUGCUAGACGACCUGCAAGGGUACCUGACCACACCACCAGGCACAGGCGUCAUCGUCUUGCAUGGGCCAAGGAGCAUUUAUGCUGGACGAGGGAGCAGUGGGCCUCAGUGCUGUUCUAUGAUGAAAGUCGAUUCAUGUUGAGCAGAAAUGAUGGCUGUCAACGAUGUUGGAGACGUCAAGGAAAGCGCUAUGCAUCAGCCACUGUUGUCACCGGACGACAGUCUGGGCAGGUGUGUCUACUCAAUACAGAGCUGCCCCACAUCUUGUGACUGGUACAGUGACAAGCCAAUACUAGCUGAAUAACAUCAUUAAUCCAGUCAUUGUGCCCCUGCAUGAACAACACAGGCCUAAUUUCAGUUUCAUGGACGACAAUGCUCCAGCUCAUCGAAGUCGCAUCAUUAGGGAACGGCUGCUGGAGGCUGGGGUACCUCAAAUGGAGUGACCUGCACUUUCUCCAGACCUGAAUCUUAUAGAAAUCCUAUGGGAUCAGCUGAGUCGCCGUGUAGAGGCUCGUAACCCUGCACCCCGGAACCUCAAUGAUCUGAGGGCCGCCCUUCAAGAAGAGUGGAAUGCCAUGCCUCAGCAGACAAUAAGUUGACUCAUGAACAGCAUCGUUGUCAAGCUGUAAUUGAUGGUCAAGGGCACAUGACAAAUUAUUGAGACAUUGACAUUUUUUGUUGUGGUAUACCCACCACUGUUGUUGGCUUUUCUUUCAAUAAAUUGUUUGAGAUGAGGAAAUCA